Striga hermonthica is the source of this 693-nucleotide messenger RNA. Lineage: Eukaryota; Viridiplantae; Streptophyta; Magnoliopsida; Lamiales; Orobanchaceae. The record is from the annotation of a GenBank genome assembly.
AUGAACUCCCUCACCACAAAAAAAUCUCUUUUCCCACUCCACACACUGCUAGCCCUGGCCCUCUUUCUGGCCACCGGGGCCCAAUGGGCCUCGGCCCAGAACUGCGGGUGCGCCACCGGCCUGUGCUGCAGUAAGUUUGGCUACUGCGGCACAGGCGACGCGUACUGUGGCGAAUGGUGCCAGCAGGGCAAGUGUUACAACAACAAUAAUAACAACCCGCAGUCUUCAGACGACUCCAAGCGCGAGAUUGCCGCGUUUUUUGCGCACGUCACGCAUGAGACUGGCCAUUUUUGCUAUAUAGAGGAGAUAGGCGGGGCAUCCCGGGACUAUUGCGACGAAACCAACACGGCGUACCCAUGCGUGUCGGGUAAGGGAUACUACGGUCGGGGCCCGUUACAGUUGUCGUGGAACUUCAACUACGGGCCGGCGGGCCAGAGCAUUGGGUUCAACGGGCUGAACGACCCUGACGUUGUAGGUAAAGACCCGGUUAUAGCAUUCAAGACGGCGCUGUGGUUCUGGAUGAACAACUGCCACAAGAAGAUCGUGUCCGAGGGCUUUGGGUCCACGAUUCGGGCCAUUAACAGCAUGGAGUGCAACGGGGGGAACGCUGAUACAGUCACUGCCCGAGUUAACUACUACACGGACUAUUGUGGACAACUCGGAGUUAACCCGGGCGAUAAUACGAGGUGCUAG